AUGUCGAGCACACCAACGGUCACCACCGGCACUCUGGGCCAAAUCGAGAUCCGCGUGCACAACUACUACUACACUGGCAUCGGCACGAUCUUUUUCUGCAUUCUCCUCCUUCUCCUCUCGUUGCUUUGUGGUGGCUGGUGUCUGUGCGCCGCCCGAAAUGUCAAUGGUAACCUUUGAAAAGGGAACGGUCUAGAAUAGAAGUUCAGAAGAGAGAAAAAUGAUUGAUCACUUGCAUCAAAUGGGUGAGGAGGAGGAUGAGACGGAGAUGAAGAAAAUGAAGAAGAAGAAGAAGAAGGAGGAGGAGAAGGGAUCCCGAUCGGACGCCGGUUCGGACAUGUCUUGUGUGAUUGAGGUGGAGAAGGAGAAGGAGAAGGAGCAGACGACAGGAGGAGGAGCACGGUAUUAUCUGACUGGGGUACAAAAGUACUUAGGAGCACGCCAAACAUUUUCUUUCAAUUUUUCAGUUGGCAAAAAGCUUGAUGUUUAUGAGAAACUGA
Molecule: messenger RNA, 497 nt
Organism: Caenorhabditis sp. 36 PRJEB53466
Lineage: Eukaryota; Metazoa; Nematoda; Chromadorea; Rhabditida; Rhabditidae
Source: the annotation of a GenBank genome assembly